Molecule: messenger RNA, 1436 nt
Organism: Argentina anserina (silverweed cinquefoil)
Lineage: Eukaryota; Viridiplantae; Streptophyta; Magnoliopsida; Rosales; Rosaceae
Product: E3 ubiquitin-protein ligase BRE1-like
Exons: 6
Coding region: 363-1028 (221 amino acids)
Molecular function (GO): SUMO-ubiquitin ligase activity
Source: RefSeq, a predicted model, not a curated record
GAGCACUUUUUCCUCUACAUCAAUUUUUUUGGCAACAAUCAAUUGGUAUUUGGAAUCCAACAAUUUCCAGGAAAUCGCUCUUAUUAAAAGGGCCGUUUUGGAUUGAAGAGAGAGAGAGAGAGAGAGAGAGAGCACCUCAUCUCUCAUUUCUUAGUGAGAUUUCCAGAACAAGAAAUAAACAAUCAAAAAGACAAACGGCAAGAAGAGAAGGGUGCAUUGAAUUUUCUAUCAUCAUCGCCCUUCUUUAUCUUCUCUCCUCCUCCUCCUCACCUCCUCUUGUGUCUUUAUAUUUGAUUCAAACCCAUCAUCUUCUUUGUACCAAGACGCUUUCUCUUCACGUUUAGGAUUUUACCAACAGCGGCAUGGCCUCACACUCUUCAGAGGAAUCUUCUUUAAGGGGGAAGAGGCCACUAACUAUAGACCUCAACCAUCCAGCUCCAUGUGAGGAGGAGGUUCUAAAUACCAGAUUUACCUUGGGCAAUAGCCAACAAGGUCAAGAAGAAGGACAUGGUUGGUUAGGACCACAAACUUCAAAUGAUUGUGUGGUCAUUGACGAGGACAUUGCUUUCAUAUCCCCAGUGAUAUAUGCCCAAUCCAAGAAUAAUUCCAGAAGAAACCUUGAUGGGAGGGAUGUUGUAGCUACCAAUACAGAAAUGCACAGUGGCCAUUCAGAUUGGGUUGCUCAAAUUCCUCAACUUCCCCUUCAUUGCCACAAGCGCAAAAGAACUUUACGAAAUCAAGCUGUUUUGAAUUGGGAGCUUCACUUUAGCUCAGAAGACAGUGACAAGAACAAGAUAGAGGAAGUACCUUCUACUCAACUUCCCGAGAGCACACCACCUCAAGAGAUACCUUCUUUCAGCUGCCCAAUAUGUUUGGGCCCUUUAAGUGAAGAAACAUCAACGAAGUGUGGUCACAUCUUCUGCAAGAUGUGUAUUGAAGCAUCAAUAAAAGUUCAGCACAAAUGCCCAACUUGUCGUAAGAAGCUUAGAAUGAAAGAUACCAUCAGGGUGUACCUUCCUACCAAAUGAUUGCAGAGCGGUUAGGUAUCAACAUUGGGUAAAAGAUAUAACUUUUGUCAAAGCUUGCACAAGAUGUAUGGGGCGUAUUGUUUUGUUGGGGCUCUGCUAGUUCUAGAUCUUAUAGGUUAGCUAGCUCAGGCAUGUGUAAAGUUCAGAAUUAUAAAAUCUUCUAAUCAUUGGGCUUUUGUCAAACUGGUUCCUAGAGACCCUCAGGCAUUGCACUUUGAUGUUCCCUCAAGCAUUAAUGUGUGGUGCUAGUAUAAUUCUUUCCUUGAUUUGUAGGUUAUGUAACAUUUGAUUCAAAUUGGACAAAUACGCUUUCUCCACUGUUUUGGCUCGACCAAAAUAGUGAGAAAAUGUUUGUAUCAAUAUGUACUCUUCUUUGAAACAUUUCUAAUAGAAAAGAAAACACCUCUA